Messenger RNA from Halichondria panicea, 2940 nucleotides. Its product is annotated as sialoadhesin-like. Lineage: Eukaryota; Metazoa; Porifera; Demospongiae; Suberitida; Halichondriidae. The transcript is spliced from 8 exons. The coding region runs from base 217 to 2781 and encodes 854 amino acids. Gene Ontology annotation, biological process: signal transduction. The record is from RefSeq and is a predicted model, not a curated record. Gene Ontology annotation, molecular function: protein binding.
ACAAUGUACAAAAGAUCCCCUAAAAGCUGUAAAUGCUGUUAGCUAAACAGGAUCUAAGAAAAUCCCCCCCAUAACAGAACUCUGGCAUCAUGUACAAGUACGUUCAAGCAGCAUGUUUGCUGGCUGGGUACUCCCUACCACGUAGCUGCGUGUUGGAUUAUGACCUACCCGUAGAAAGAAGUUGUUAUUAAAAGUCUCAAGAAACACAGAGAAGGUAUGGACAGGCCAGGUUUCUUAGUGAAUCAGCAUCGCUACAUACAAACUGAAGGUGGUACCCCAACAUCAGUCAAGCCUACACUGAUUGCACGCAGCCCCUACAAGUAUCUUGGAGAUGUGGAGAGAGAUAUGGACAGAUACAGUUCAAAGAAACCGGCCGCACAGGCUCAACCACCUGGACACCACUCAAAAUCAGUUAACCCCCGAGGGCCUCAUUACAGCGGCACACACAGUCAACAUGGCUCGUCUUCAAGUACCCACUCCUCUCUCUCAGACUCCAGUUCGGGGUACAGUUGUCAAAUGGAGAAUGGCUCGCAACCACUUCGGCAAGAAGACUAUCGGUUAACAAAUCAAGGACAAUAUGGCCACCAGUACGCUGCAGGGCGUCCUGGAGACCCUGGUUACUAUCAGCACUCAGAUCUAAGGUACGUUGGAUCUACAAGACAGCAGUACACCGCUCAAUACCCGGGAAGAACAACGUCUAAUUACGAGAAAUUUGGACCCACCAGUUAUCACGAGCAGCGGAGGGACUAUGAGCAUCGGCAACCUUACCACCCCCAAUACAGGCAUAUUUCACGACAACAUGGACCCCUCGUGAAAGCUCAUUCCGAAGAGACUUUCAGACAAGAAAGAACUAUUGAUAGUGAGAGAGGAUUCUCGUCUUUGGGUGAUCCACCGCCACCACCGGUACAGACACCAGUAUACAGGCAAGAGCACCCUCCUAUGGGGCAGCCACUUAUGACACGGUACACCUACCAAACAGAGCACCCAGGACCGUACAGAGAACUGUCUCCAACUUCAACCCAGUACAGUUACAGUACAUCUACUACUGCUUAUUCGUCUGGCGUGAACAGAACAGACAUACUCUCGGAGAAAAUUGAAGGCAUGAGAAUUCAUCUAGUUGACGGUAAUAUUGAGAUUUUGAAGCAGCCUAUAGACCAAGUCGUCGAUUUAAAUGAGAGCGUGGUGUUCACGUGUGAUGCUCGUGUAGUUGAUUGUCAAGAAGACCCGAAUCUAUUGUGGUUUAAAGAUCAAGAGCCGUUGAUUGGUGAGAUCGAUUCAACGUAUGUUAUCACAGAGACGACUGAGAAAGAUGCUGGUGUGUAUCACUGCCUUGUCUCGCACCCUCUGAACCCAACUCAACAGAAAGAGUCCACUUCGGUCACUCUCACCAUCAACACAGGGGUCCCUAAGACCACUCCGCCAUUGGUCAGUCUCCCGGAGAUAGUGAAGCAGCCACUGGGUAUACUAGCAGCUGUUGUGGGAGAGCCUCUGGAGGUGGCCAUACAAGCCAGCGGAGACAAUCCACUAUCGUACCAGUGGUACAGAAACUCACAACCCCUGAACUUUGCCCAGUCCUCUAUUCUCCGGUUCCCUGCAGCCUCCAUUACAGACAGUGGUGACUACUGCUGUCGGGUGGCCAACGAUCAUGGCAGCAUUCUCUCCAAGGUCUUCACUCUGGAGGUGACUAGGGUUCGAGCUGCUGUUGUGGCUGCUGACUUGAGUGAUUCGUACCUGCAAAGAGCCAGUGUGGCCAUUGCCCAACAAGUUAGGGGCAUUGAAGAACUAGCUCUCACUCUUGGAGUGCGAAUACCUCACCCAACUACCUAUCAAAGUUUAGCAGAGCAGGUGUUGCACUUGCUCGUGAUCUGGAGGGACACUAAAAAUGGAACUAAGAAAAGACUUGUUAGUGCCCUAAAACAACUUCGCAUUGUGUUGCAAGAUUCAGAAAGAAGCCAGGGAUAUGGCCGGUCAAAGGAUUUAGAACGAAGCCAGGGGUAUGGCCGGUCAAAGGAUUUAGAAAUAAGCCAGGGGUAUGGCCGGUCAAAGGAUUCAGAUAGAAGCCAGGGGUUUGAACGUUCAAAGACAGCUAAACUACAGUUUUUGAAGCAGCCACAGAGUGCAAAGGUCAUAUAUGGACAAUCGGUCAGUCUCCAUGUUGCCGCUUCUCCAGUAACACCCUCAACAAAGUAUCAGUGGUAUUUAAACGGGAAUCCUCUGGUCGGACAAACCUCUUCUCAUUUCACCAUCUCUUCAGUUGUUGACUCGGAUGUCGGAGACUACGUGUGUGUUGUUGUCAGUGGCAGCGACACUCGAAUUCAGUCAGAACCAGCUGUUAUAGAAUUGACGGAGAUCUCUCACCAGAGGAGAGGGGUACCUGCCCCUGCCCCCCAGAGCCAAGUUUUCGAGCCCCCCAAACGCUAUCUUAUCACUCGUGGAGCUCCUGCUGACAGGGAAGCAGAUGUUUUGUUGUUGGAGCCUAGGCAACCGCCGGUCACUAAAGCAGAAGCUCCACCCAGUAUUGUCAUUGACGAGCACCCAGCCUCGGUGGAGAUUGAGCCAGGCGACCCUUUGACCCUCCGCUGCCGAGCCUCCAGUAGUCAUGGCGACAUCAAGUACAGCUGGUACUUCAACGGACUAUUGAUCGAAGAGGAACAAUCGGACUAUGUGCUUAACUUUUUCACUGACGAAGAUGAGGGCUAUUACACAUGCAAAGUGAGCAAUCAGUACGGAUCAGUUACCUCCAACACGGCUCAAGUCAAAGCUAAACUAGACUCAGACUAAUUAAUUAUAUAAAACUCGAUCUCUCAAUUUGUGUGGACUUGUUGGUUUUGUGAUAGUUUGUAAUUACGUCAUAAUUAUAUUAAUUGUAUGUGGGGUGUUUUUUUCACCUGUUCAAUUUUUAUGACCGAGAAUUAAUGCACUUUUUUUCCUUCACUUUCA